UUGGCGUCCGGGCUAGAAGGAGAAUGGGCUCGGUGAUGUUGUCUGCAGUUGUGAUAUUGUACGUCGUCUGAAAGGUAAAGGAUAACGUUGUUGGGAGAGCAACGACUUUGGUAUUGUCAGAAAUCAGAGUGGGAUUAGUGGAAAAAGCCUAGCUCAUAGCUAAAUCACUCUUGGUUACUUUCAACCACACAGUAAGCCCGAAGACACCAUGAACAGCGGAAGUAGUUUGUUCUCGUUGUCCUCGUGGUCAUCAUCAUCAACCUCUUGCGGAAACGCGGCUUUCAAAUUUCACUCUCUUGGUCUUCUUACAUUUUUCAUAUUAUUUUUUACACAAAAUGUUGCUGGAGAAUAUUAUGGAAAGUUCAUUGGAAAUUUAUCGGAAUUACAUCACGGAGUGAGUGGACAAGUUUAUGCUGUAGACAGCAGGACUUUAUUUAUAAAGGACUUUACUUAUGAUGGUGAAGGUCCUGCUGGAUAUUUUUAUGCCGGAAAUUCUCGAGCUCCAAUUAUCAAUGGAUUCAAACUAAGGGAUGAAAAAGGAUCAGCAGGACCUCUCAAGGCAUACAAUAAGAAAAGUAUCUCUAUAGCCUUGCCAGAAGGAAAAUCUUUAAAUAACAUCAGGUGGUUCUCCGUGUACUGUGAUGAUUACUCUGUAAAUUUUGGUGACGUAAGAAUACCACGAGGAUUCGAUUUUCCCAAACCACAGAAGCUAGCUGCCUUGAAUGGAAUUCACCGUGUUAAGUCAGACCCAAUUGUUGUUAUUGAUGCUCAAACUCUCUUAGUUCCAUCAUUUAGUUAUGAUGGAGAAGCUCCAGAUGUCAAAUUUUGGGUUGGUACUGGAUCUGCUCCAUCACCUCAGGGUAUACGAGUACCUGACGAAAAUGGCAAAACAGCACCACUUCCUUCUUAUAAUAACAAAACAAUUGUCCUCACCCUGCCAGGCGACUUGACAAUCUUCCAGAUCGACUAUUUCAGUGUUUAUUGCGAAGCAUUCGCCGUGAGCUUCGCUUUUAUUCAUAUUCCUAAAGGUCUGAAUGUUCCACCGUCGCUCAAUAUGCUUGGCAUUUCACCCCAGUCCAAACUUAAUUGUGAAGUUCUUGAAGAUAGUUUGGCUUUUGAGGUAAGAUGGGCGAUUGCUGGAGACAGUAUUGUGGUACAACUUGUGGCUAAAUUAGAUGCUAAUCAAUACAUGUCAUUUGGACUAUCGGCUAAUCCAGACCGCAGUAUAAUGGUAGGCGGCGACGUUGUAGUAGCAUGGGUCGACAAACAAACACUCCAAGGAUUCGCGGUGGAUUACAUUCUCGACGCCAAGUCUCAGUGCUCUGGAACUCGAGGAAGUUGUCCAGACACCCGUAUUCAGGACAAUACAAACUCGAUUCGACUUCUCAAUGCAGCCUUGGUCAAUGGCUACAGUAUUAUAACUUACCAAAGGCCAUUGUUACCUUCAGACGAAUUAGAUCUGCCAAUAAAUACAACCAUUUCACAAGCAAUUAUCUGGGCGAUUGGUCCAUUGAAUGAAAGAAAUGAGGUCAGUUUUCACAGCCAUUAUCCGAAAACGACUAAAUUAAUUGAGUUCGGACGAGUGCCGACAUGGAAUUGUCCAAUGCCAGAGAAUAGUGAUUUUAGUGCUGAAGAAAGUCAAAGUAAGGAAAAUUUAAGCACUGAAAGAGCAACCACUUCAACUACUACCAAACGUCCAACAACUAGAGCUCCGGCCACACCAGCCCCCGCAUCCACCGCCAAUGCCUGGGUGAUACCACCGAUUGAAUGCAAUGAACCAGAAGAUGGGGUUUUAUAUGCCCAAAUGGGUCCUACUGGUGGAAAACAUGGUUAUCCAGCUAUAACUGGCCACGUAGGCUGGGGAAUCGCAUGGUACAUCAACGGUCUUCUCAUACCUGAGAUCAAUGUCGUGAGAGGCAGAAAUUACACAUUUGUGGUAGAAGCUGGUGAUGAAGUGGAUACUCCUUCUCGUUACCAUCCAUUUUAUAUCACUGAUGAUCCAGUCGGUGGCUAUGAACAUAAAACUGCUGAAGAAAAAGCGAAAGUGAAGAUAUUUGCUGGCGUUAAACGUCAGAAAGGUUCAAAUUCAUUAGUUCCAACUGGCUCCGGACGUUUUUGUUAUUGGUACCAUGACCCAGAUCAGCCAGAGGCAGAUGAAUUUGAAUCAUUCGGUGGGUAUCAACGAACACUGACCUUAAAGUGUGAUCCUGGUGAGCCUGCAAUUGUUCAAUGGACUCCUGAUGAACAUACUCCCGACACAGUGUACUACCAAUGCUAUGCUCAUCGCUACCUUGGUUGGAAGAUAAAUGUUUUAGACAGCUGCAAUUUACCAGAUAAACAGCAAGCAGCUAGUGAGCAACAUCAGGUUUAUGUUAAACUAGAAAAACCAAUAGAAGAUCUAAGCACUGAAGCAAGUAUUGGUGCUCCAAGCAAGAUGCACGACCAAUUUAUGGGCCUAUGAAAUACACAUUCCCUCAGUCGCGAGUAAACCACCAGUAUAUAUAUGCAAUGAAAAAAUCUGGAGCUCUGCCAAUAAGUAAACCAUUGCCGCAACUAUUAUCACAACAUCCG
Chelonus insularis is the source of this 2571-nucleotide messenger RNA. It is a transcript of the gene Skeletor, whose product is annotated as DM13 and DOMON_DOH domain-containing protein skeletor. Bases 209 to 2461 code for a protein of 750 amino acids. The transcript has 11 exons. NCBI's taxonomy places the organism in Eukaryota, Metazoa, Arthropoda, Insecta, Hymenoptera, Braconidae. The record is from RefSeq and is a predicted model, not a curated record.